AUGACCUUGUAUGUGCAACACUAUGAGAUUCGAUUGGACAAGAGCCGGGCAGGAUGCCGCCCCACCCCCUCCCCUCCUGCCCUGCUGCACCCCUCCCCUCCUGCUGCAAAGUUUGGAAAGGGUGGGGGAGGAGGAGCCGGUCGUGGGGCUCUGCUGGGACAGAUCCAUGGCGGAGCCAGGCUGAAAAAAGUUCAGACCAAUGACAGAAGUGGACCGGCAGUUGCUGGUAAUACAAAUCGAGGAGGUGGAAGUGGACCUGGCCCAGGAGGGGGUGGAGGAGGUAGUAGUGGUGGAGGAGGAGGUGGCGGAGGAGCACCUAUUGGAGGUCUUGGCGGUUUGUUCGCUGGAGGAGUACCUCGAUUACCUAAUAAGGGCAGAACUGGAGCAGCAAAUAGAACUCCUGGUCCAGCUCUCCGUCCCCCUGGCCCCCGGCCACCGGUGACCAAUAAUCCUUCCCGCCUCAGCAACGGAACAACGCCCGGUGGAGGACCACCACCGCCGCCACCACCACAGAAUAAGAAAUUUUCAAUCCCAAAUACCACAGAGUCUUCUAGCCGACCUACCCCUCCAGUGCACAACAGUACAAACGGGGUAGGCCCAGGGGUCCCGAUGAGACAGCAGCCCCGGAGUCAACCUCCCCCUCCCCCUGCACGACCAGCAUCAGGGAGCAUAUCAGGCAGACCCAGUAGUAUGGUCGGAAGACCCCUGCCACCUCCUCCCCCACAUCAGAAUCAACCCCGCCACCCCUUCCCGUACUAAUGCUCCCCAACCCCCAGCCGCCCCGCAGCCCCUCCCCCACCAGCUAGAACUACAUCUAAUCAGAGUGGGGGUACUAUAGGACGAUCUUACGGGCCUCCUUCUGCGCGCCCCCCUCCACCUCCUGCAAGGAAGGAUGUACCUCCGCCCCCCCCCUCACACCCCUAGCCAAGUUCUUCAAGCUCUUAUGGAUCAGGAGGUGAUGAUUUUGAGAAGAAUUUCCGAUUCCAUAGUAUAAACGAGCUGCCUCCGCCAGAGCCCUUUUCAAAUAGUAAUAAAACAUACCCCAGUAGAAAUCCCAGAGGUAGUGAUGGAAGUCAAAGAAGAGCGCCCCCGCCUCCUCCCCCGCGGUGAAAACACGGCUGAUUGACAUAGGAGAAACAUAGAAGUCGUAUACUAUUGCUGUGCAAUUGUGACCCUAUUGUAUAAAGAAGACUGAGAAGCCGUCUUGGAUCACAUCUGCCUCGAGAUCUAUGUGCUCAUCUCAACCCCUCGUCCAGGAUCGGUUGAAUUUCUGGGACGCUGGUUUCAUUUCUUUUGAGGAAGAUUUUGUUUUUCUUUCAUCUGCGAUUUGUAACAUUGACCAUGUAUAAGUAAUUGAUGAAUGUGUCGACGCUGUUUCAUCGGAGUGGAACGUGUCGUCGAUGUCAGUGAUUGACACCUGCCAUGUUUAUAUCAAAACAAGACUACGGCAUUCAGUUCUGUUUCCCCGAAACAAACUAGGUGCUGAGAAACGAAGCACAAUAUUUCUGGAUACUGGACGCUUAUUCGCUAUUGACAUGUAUAUAGGUGGCGCUACGCUGGACGUGUAUAUAACACAGCAAACAGUCAUUCAUCUCUGCUUGUAGCUUCCUCGUAGGAGUGAGAUUGUGGAAUGAUUGCAUUCACAUGUACUCUGUGUUUGGACCUAUAUGUUGCAUCUAGUUAAUUAUUUGCAUUAUUCCAAAUACUGCUGAUGUUAUGUUCGGUUUGCAUGUAUAACUUGUAUUCAACCGUCUUAAUUCCAUCAUUUCAUGCUUUUUGACUAAGCCUGUACUUUAUUUAAUAGAAGAACAAUACAUUUUUUAAGCUAUUGAGAAACAUACUUGCUAUAUGAAUUACCGGUAUUUCUCAGAGUGUAUCUGACAUGACAAAAUUGUUUUUAAGGUGGCGACAAAUGAUUCUUGUUGAGAACUAUCAUGAAGUAUUCGAUUUCUCGCUAUGCAAGUUAUAAAUAACCUUUUUCUACUUCUUGUAGCUACUCAGAUGUAACUAUGUACCUUUCACUUUGUAGCUUUAAGACCAAGGCACAAGACUAAAGCCCUUCCAUAUUCAGUGUAGAUACAUAGGGCGACUUGAUGGUGCAGAAUCAUUCCAUUCCAAGUAUUUAGUGGUAUUCAUUUGCAUGAUGACUUGUAUUUAUCUCCCUUUGGUGUUCCUAUCAGGUAUGAUCCUCAGCUUGUGUCAGUUACUUCCCUUGACAAUUAAGACUGGAUACCAACCUGUACAUUUAAAUAUGUUAUUUAAAAUUCAUAAUCUUUAAAACUAAUGUAUUAUGUUUAAAAUUGAUCAUUCUUCCGGUAUCAUCAUCUUGAAAAGUUAUUGCAUGCUAUGAUAUUAGUGUUGUGAUGAAGGCAUGAAAUCAAGGGGAGGUAACUCACAUGAGACAGGAUUUAACACCAGCAUUGUAUUCUAUUGGUGAAGGAAAGAACAUUGCUCAAACUGAGACUUUACUCUGCAUUUAAGCCAAUGCAAGAAUGCCCAUAUUUGUUUCAAAACUGACAGUAGUUGACUCAGUGAUGUCAGGAUUAGAUGUAGUAUGACAUGGGAUAGGUCAGCCUGGUCUGUUUCAGUAUUUCACUGUCAGUGAAGAGAAAUACUUCACUUUACAGAGUUAUCUCCCAUAGCUGUGCCAGUAUCUGAUGUUCAAGGGUUUUCAUGCUAGAUUUGCAUCGAUUAUGGUAUUUGGUCUUUCAUCAUAAUCAUCAUAAUUCUGCUUGUUAGCUUCUAAAAUUACCGCCUAUGACAUGUCACUCCCUGCACAACCUCCACAUUGAGGUUACAUGCUAUAAGUUACAUAAAUACUGUUGGGCGUGGUCUUAAAUCAACACCCUGGAAUAUUGCUAAAAGCAUCAUAAACCAUACUCGCACACUCAUACAUCAGGAAUACCAGCUUACAUAAUGGUUUAGACAUAUGUUAAGUAGAUUUACCGAAUUGUGUAGAUAGAUGCUCCUGUUGUCAAUCACCAGAUUGUCUGGUCCAGAAUCGAUUAUUUACACACUGCUGCCAUAUAGCUGGAAUAUUGCUGAGUGAGUGGGGCAUAAAACUUAACUCACUCACUCACUAAAGUAGGUUUAGAUUACUACUAUAUAUGUAUGAUAUGAAUGACAAGACCAGCUGUGUUGGGUAUUCUUGUAUUGGCAGAAUGGCAUCCAAAAAGCUAGGAUGUUUUUUUGUAGCAUAGCUUCACAUCAGCAGCAGCCAGAUUUGGGGGAUGGGGGAAGGAUAUCUUAUCAUGGAAGGAGGACUUGAUGUUUUAGAGGGACGGUGUCGAAGGUUAAUGGUGAAAACAUUCACUUGUUACACUGAACACCUUGGUUUGAUUCCCCACAUGGGUACAAUGUGUGAGGUCCAUUUCCGGUGUCCCUUGCUGUGAUAUUUCUGGAAUAUUGUUAAAAGCAGCAUAAGACCUUACUCUGAUAAUUUAGGAUGUCCACUAGUCUGAAUUCAAAAUGUGCAACUUUUUCUGAGGGCAUUUUUUUUUUUUUUUCAAAACUAGAUAACUUAAUACCACCAUUGUGCACGGGCCAGUAUUACCUACUGUGCUUUGCUGUUAAGGCAUAUGUCAAAAUCACUUUUUUUUUCACAGAUUUGCUCAAAGUAUUAUAAUUAGUAUUAAAAACAUUCUCAGUGCCAAUAUAAGAAGGAAUUACAUUUACCCUUAACUCCUCCAAGGUUUGAAUGAUUGAUUGUUUAACACAUUGACAAGUGACUAAAACGAAGGAUGAUCUAAAGAAUUCUUGACCAAACAAAAAUCCUUCACAAUUCAGUAACAUUGUCCCAUUAACAUUCAGACCCUAUCGUUGUUUCAGGGGCUAGGUGAACGUUUCAGGAGCUGGGUGAAUGUUUCAGGAGCUGGGUGAAUGUUUCAGGGGCUAGGUGAAUGUUUCAGGGGCAAGGUGAAUGUUUCAGGGGCUAGAUGAAUGCUUCAGGGGCUAGAUGAAUGCUUCAGGGGCUGGGUGGUCAUUUCAGGGUGGUCAUGAUUCAAGGGCAAGAUGAAUGUUUCAGGGGCUGGAUGGAUGUUUCAGGGGCUGGGUGGUCAUUUCAGGGUGUUUCUUUCAGGGGCUAGGUGAACGAUUCAGGGGCUGGGUAGAUGAUUCAGGGGCUAGAUGGUUGUUUCAGUGGCUGGUGUGAAGCUAUGUAUACAGGGAGUAGUACAACAGGGAUCUUUCUUCCAGGGCUCACUGUAUGUAGUGGAUAUAGUAGUUAUUCCACACUGUGUAUAACCAUUAUACAAGGCAACAUGACAUAUCUUUUAUAUUGUACAGGUCGGGUGGCACUCUAUGCCACAGUUGAUUUUAAUGAUGCCAGACCUUACACAGGUCUUAUAUGUUACAGAUGACAAUAAGGGCAACCGUAUUCACCUAAUAAGCACUCGCUUGCAUUAGUAUUGAGUUUUAAGGUCCCACUUAACAAUAAUUUCAAUAUUAUACCAGGUUUCAUGAAACUGCACAUGUAUAAAUAUAAAUAUGUUUGUAUUAAAAUGAUCUUUCACAAGUCUGAACAUUUGCCCCUGUCUUCUAUAUUGUUAUAACUGCCUCUCUUGCAUUAUAAAUAUCGGCAGAAUGCCUUGUGUGCUUAUUGGGAGAACGAUGAUGCCUGUAUUUAGGAUACAUCUGGAAAGAGGGAUUCUUGCGUGAGAUAUUACGAUAAUUGUUUCAACAUUUGUGAAUUUAUCUUCAGUGAAAGGAAAGUAUAUUAAUCUCUCAAUUUCCUUGAUGCUAAUUACUGCAGAGUUGCUGAUGUGGCUUUAGGAUGUAUUUGCUCUCACUCACUCACUCUCACACUCACUCACACACACACACACACACUCACUCAUGUUUGAGAAAAUGUUGCUUCUUUUAGUAUACAUGACAGCCUUAGUUUCGAUGAGAUUAUCUUUCCAAAUCACUUAUUUGCAGCAGUAUCUAAUGCCUAAAUUUUAGAUGAAAAUUUACGGUUUCUUCUGUGCAGAGUUCGUUCCCUUUGACGUGAAAGGCUCUGCUGAUUAUGGAAUUCAAACCCAGAUACUCACGGAAUCUGUCAUCACCUUAUCCUGUGGAUUACAUGUUAAAUGUUGAAGACAUAGGGCCCAAUGCACAAAGUGAGCAUAGCACUAAGACACUUGUUUAUCUAUGAUAACUACGUAAGUUACGAUAACUUCUAAUUCUGUGACCACUUUGUGGAUCUGAUCCUAGGAUCGGUUCCACAAAACUGUUCUGGUACUGAGGUGGUGGAAACUCCAUAUUUAAACACAGACCGGCAACUCAUUGUGCCACAAAUGCUUUGUGGAAUGGAUCCUUGAGGUCGGUUCCACAAAUCUGUUGUAGCACUAAGGCGAUCGAAACUCCCCUACUUUAACAUAGACCAGUAAAUCAUUGUGCUACGAACGCUUGUGCAAUUGGGCCAUGGGGUCAGCUGUUCUAGCACUGAACCGAUCGAAAGUCCCACACUUUAACUUAGAAUUACGACUGUUAUAGCGCUAUUAUCACUUUGCAGAACUGGGCUCUGCAUCACUUUGGGCUUCCUCUCCAGAUAAGGCAGUGGCAUUAUGGUGGCAUUAUGAUACACCGUAACACUUUGAGUGUUGCCCGGACUUAUUACAAACAUGAUAUUAGGUUUAACUACCUGGUCCUGCCUCUGUUUCCAGAUGGAUCAUGAAUACUGACACGUGAUCUUACAUUCUGUAGCUCUCCUAGAUAAAACUGAUCAUAUCACC
Messenger RNA from Haliotis rubra (blacklip abalone), 5714 nucleotides. RefSeq names its product WAS/WASL-interacting protein family member 1-like. Gene Ontology annotation, molecular function: microtubule binding; actin binding. The record is from RefSeq and is a predicted model, not a curated record. Gene Ontology annotation, biological process: actin filament polymerization. Gene Ontology annotation, cellular component: cytoplasm; actin filament. NCBI's taxonomy places the organism in Eukaryota, Metazoa, Mollusca, Gastropoda, Lepetellida, Haliotidae.